UAUUAAUGUAGAGAGAGAGAGAGAGUUUAUUGUCAAAAUUUCUUCAAUGGAGAACUCAAUAUGGGCAGUGCUGUCGCCAUACGUACCAUAUUUAGUUGCCUUCUUAGCGCUGGUUCUUCUUCUUGAACAGAUCUCUUACCUGAAAAAAAAGAGGUUUCUUCCCGGCCCGGCGUUCGUGUUUCCGUUCAUCGGAAAUGUGGUCACUUUAGUCACUAAUCCGACAAAAUUCUGGGAUGAUCAGUCCGCCCUGGCGAAGACCACUGGCGCUGGCAUUUCCGUCAACUACAUCAUCGGCCGGUUUAUUCUCUACAUCCAUUCCUCCGACCUCUCCCACAAGGUCUUCUCCAAUGUCCGCCCAGACGCCUUCCACCUCAUCGGCCACCCCUUCGGGAAGAAGCUCUUCGGCGAGCAUAACCUCAUAUAUAUGUUCGGGCAGGAGCAUAAGGACCUUCGCCGGAGAAUCGCCCCCAACUUCACCCCCAAAGCGCUGGCCACCUACACGGAAAUCCAACAGCGGAUUAUUAUCAAACACCUGGCGUGCUGGCUGCGGAGGUCUUCGGAUUCGCCGUCGGAGCCGAUCCCGCUCCGCAUUCUCUGCCGUGACAUGAACUUGGAAACCUCCCAGACCGUGUUUGCCGGGCCGUAUUUGAGCGGCGAGGCCCGCCGGAGAUUCAAUGUGGAUUAUACUUACUUCAAUGUCGGGUUGAUGAAGCUCCCGAUUGACCUCCCCGGUUUCGCUUUCAGAAACGCCCGGAGAGCGGUGGAUAGGCUGGUGGAGACGCUUUCGCUCUGUGCGGAACAGAGCCAGAAGACGAUGGAGACCGGAGAAGAACCCACUUGCCUCAUUGAUUUCUGGAUGCAAGAAGCGAUUAGGGAAAUGAACGAAGCGAAACAGAACGGCGGCGCCGCCGCCGGUGGUUUUGUUUAUAACCCCAAAGAAAUCGGCGGGCAUUUAUUCGAUUUCCUGUUCGCGGCGCAGGACGCUUCUACUUCCUCUCUGUUGUGGGCGGUGACGCUCUUGGAGUCUCACCCAGGAGUUCUGGAGAGGGUGAGAACGGAGGUGAAGAAGUUCUGGUCGCCGGAAUCGGAGCAGCCCAUCGCCGCCGAGCACCUCAGGGAAAUGAAGUACGUGGAGGCGGUGGCGCGUGAGGUUCUGCGGUUCAGAGCUCCGGCGACGCUGGUGCCUCACAUUGCCGGGGUGGAUUUCCCGUUGACGGAGAAUUACGUUGUGCCCAAAGGCACCAUCGUUUUCCCGUCGGUUCUUGACUCGUCGUUUCAGGGGUUCCCUGAACCGGAGAAGUUCGACCCGGAGCGGUUCAUGGAAGAACGGCAAGAGGACCGGGUUUACAAGAAAAACUUUCUAGCCUUUGGGGCUGGGCCCCACCAGUGCGUCGGCCAGAGAUACGCCAUUAACCACCUGAUGCUCUUCAUCGCCGUUUUCACGGCCCUGAUUGAUUUCAGGCGCCACCGAACCGACGGCUGUGAUGACAUCGCCUAUGUCCCGACCAUCGCUCCCAAGGAUGAUUGCAAGGUUUUUCUUUCCCAGAGGUGCAUCAAAUUCCCAUCUCUGAAUUGACGAUAUUGCCCUUCAAAAAAUUCAAUUCUUCAUUCCCCGACCCGACCCGCUUCGUCACCAAAUCAUAAAUGUCAUGUUUAUUUAUUUUAUUUUAUUUUAUUUUAUUUGUUAGUUUUCAUCGUUUGACUUUUAUUUUUUAUUUAUUUUUUAUGUUUAAUUUACGAGUGUGAAUACAUGUGUCUAUCCAAUUGUGAAGAUUCUUUUAAGUAGGUUGAAUGGGGGUGACAAAUAUUUGGAUAACGUGUGACGAACCAAUGUAAAGAACAUUGAUGUUAUUGGAAUUGUCUCUUUCUCUUUCU
Molecule: messenger RNA, 1875 nt
Organism: Ipomoea nil (Japanese morning glory)
Lineage: Eukaryota; Viridiplantae; Streptophyta; Magnoliopsida; Solanales; Convolvulaceae
Product: cytochrome P450 710A11-like
Exons: 1
Coding region: 47-1576 (509 amino acids)
Biological process (GO): sterol metabolic process
Molecular function (GO): oxidoreductase activity, acting on paired donors, with incorporation or reduction of molecular oxygen; heme binding; monooxygenase activity
Source: RefSeq, a predicted model, not a curated record